CCCAGCCAACUGUGCAGUAUCUGCAAUGAUUAAAACGAUCAAAAAUGCAGCUUCGUGUGAAAAAGAAGUCACUGCCUGUUUUUACUUGUAUUUUUACUGCUGAGUUUUAGAAUUUUAGCAUUCUUACUAAUGUAAGUUUUUUUUAGAAACCACAGUAUACUUUUCUAAAAGGGGAGCACUGCCGAUGCGUUCUAAAUUUAAUUACUUGUAUUUGUGCCCUUAACCUUCCUUCAUUAUGGAUUUCUUAAAUCCCUUACUAUCUUAGCAGGGAUCUUUGAAUUCUAUUUUGGUUGGUUCUUCUGUUGUAGUAACGAGAAAGGAAAAAUAGUUGCUGGGAGUGCAAAAAUAAAUGACACUUUGAUAUUUUCUGUACUGCUUGCUUUUGCAUCAUUGUGGUUGAAUACUUUUUGCUGAUUUUAUUUUAAGUUGCUAAUUAACUGUGAUUGUAGCCCUGGAAUGAAUACAGAUAAUUUUCUGGUUAACCUAUGGCUUAAACUUGACUCUAGAAACUGUCAGAGUGGUUUAUGAGGUAUAUUUCAGGAAGCAGAUUUUUGGGGUGGGGGGUGGUGGGAAGGUGAGGCUUUCUCUCCUGGGGAACGUCAUGGCAUUUGAAUACUUCAGAUUAUAUGUUUCUGUAAAACACAUUGAAGAAAUGAAAACUGUUUAAUGUUAGCCUUAAUUUUGUCAAACUUCUAUGUAUAUUUUUGUUAUUGCAAAUUACUUUUAUUGUUUAGUUUUAAGGAUGUGGCAUUUAGAAUUUUUGCUUUAUGUUUUUGUUAAGUUUGGGGCAAAAAUCUUAUGAAUUGUUAAGUAAACUAGAAAAAAGCUCCAGUACUUUGAAGAGGAAAAGCAUACAAUGUAUCUUUAUCUUUCUCUAAAUUCUUAAAAUGUCUGUGUUGCUAUCAAGUGUGACUGAGUUCUUGAUUGCAUUAUCAUUGCCUAAAGACACAGACAAGGCUUUUUUUUUUUUCUGGUUAGGAUUACUUAAUAAAAACAAAUAUGGUAAGUUAUAGAUGAUAGUCAUACCUAAUAAUUUCCUUUGCCCAACUGAAUGUCUUUUGUGUAAUAGCUUAAAAUAAAUAUUAUUUUUAGUGUUUUGAAAGUAGUAUUUAAAGAUUUGAUACAACAAUAAGAGUCUGUGUUUUAAUAAGCUUCUGUCUCUUAGCCCUAAAAAAGAAUCUUCUUAUGGGAUAUAAAAAUCUUGUAUUGAACUUGUGCAAGCAGUACUGGAUUGAGAAGGUCUGGGUUCUCGUUCUUCCGUUGAGCAGCUGUCUCUCCUUGGACAGAUCACCUACCUUCUCUGAAUUUGUUUAGUUGUGUGCAAAGUGAAGUAAAUAGCUCAAAGUUGUUCCGAGAGGAACAUGAAAUAAUGCUUGUAAAAUUCUCUGUGAAUUAUAAAAGGCUUUAUAAACAUCAGUUAUAAUAAUUUCAUUUCCUUUAGUAGCUAGGUUCUGCUGAAAGUAUUCUCUCCAAGAUUAUACUUGCAUCAAGAAAUAGAUCCCAAGAGAAGACUUCCAUUAGUAAUUUAAUCAGUGCAAGUGACAUUAAGGAACUAUGGAUGUAGAAAAUGAGCAAAUACUGAAUGUGAACACUGCAGAUCCUGAUAAUUUAAGUGACUCUCUUUUUUCUGGUGAUGAAGAAAAUGCUGGGACUGAAGAAAUAAAAAAUGAGAUAAAUGGAAAUUGGAUUUCAGCAUCCUCCAUUAAUGAAGCUAGAAUUAAUGCCAAGGCAAAAAGGCGCCUGAGGAAAAAUUCAUCCCGGGACUCUGGCAGAGGUGAUUCAGUCAGUGAUAAUGGAAGCGAAGCCCUUAGAAGUGGAGUAACUGUACCAACCAGUCCAAAGGGAAGGUUGCUAGAUAGGCGAUCCAGAUCUGGGAAAGGAAGGGGACUACCAAAGAAAGGUGGUGCAGGAGGCAAAGGUGUCUGGGGUACACCUGGACAGGUGUAUGAUGUGGAGGAGGUGGAUGUGAAAGAUCCUAACUAUGAUGACGACCAGGAGAACUGUGUUUAUGAAACUGUAGUUUUGCCUUUGGAUGAAACAGCAUUUGAGAAAACGUUAACACCAAUCAUACAGGAAUAUUUUGAGCAUGGAGAUACGAAUGAAGUUGCGGAAAUGCUAAGAGAUUUAAAUCUUGGUGAAAUGAAAAGUGGAGUACCAGUGUUGGCAGUGUCCUUGGCAUUGGAGGGAAAGGCUAGUCAUAGAGAAAUGACAUCUAAGCUUCUUUCUGACCUUUGUGGGACAGUAAUGAGCACAAACGAUGUAGAAAAAUCAUUUGACAAAUUACUGAAAGAUCUACCUGAACUGGCAUUGGAUACUCCUAGAGCACCGCAGUUGGUGGGCCAGUUUAUUGCUAGAGCUGUUGGAGAUGGAAUUUUAUGUAAUACCUAUAUUGAUAGUUACAAAGGAACUGUAGAUUGUAUACAGGCUAGAGCGGCUCUGGACAAGGCUACUGUGCUCCUGAGUAUGUCUAAAGGUGGAAAGCGCAAAGACAGUGUGUGGGGUUCUGGAGGUGGGCAGCAGUCUGUUAAUCACCUUGUUAAAGAGAUUGAUAUGCUGCUGAAAGAGUAUUUACUCUCUGGAGACAUAUCUGAAGCUGAACAUUGCCUUAAGGAACUGGAAGUACCUCAUUUUCACCAUGAGCUUGUGUAUGAAGCCAUUGUAAUGGUUUUAGAGUCAACUGGAGAAAGUACAUUUAAGAUGAUUUUGAAUUUAUUAAAAUCUCUUUGGAAAUCUUCUACCAUUACCCUAGACCAAAUGAAAAGAGGUUAUGAGAGAAUUUACAAUGAAAUUCCGGACAUUAAUCUGGAUGUCCCACAUUCAUACUCUGUGCUUGAGCGAUUUGUAGAAGAAUGUUUUCAGGCUGGAAUAAUUUCCAGACAACUCAGAGAUCUUUGUCCUUCAAGGGGCAGAAAACGUUUUGUAAGUGAAGGAGAUGGAGGUCGUCUUAAACCAGAGAGCUACUGAAUAUAAGAACUCUUACUGUCUUAGAUGUUAUAAAAAAUAUAUAAAUAUAUCUGAAUUGUAAGAGUUGUUAGCACAGGUUUUUUGUUUUUUGUUUUUUUUUUUUGAAGCACUUGUUUUGGGUACAAGGCAUUUCUGAAAUUUUAUAAACUUACAACAUAAGGGGAAUUUUUAAAGGAAUUUUUUUUUAUCUUUUCUUUCUUUCUUUCUUUCUUUCUUUUUUUUUUUUUGGAGGGUAUAAAGGAGGGACAGAGGAGUAACCACUUCUUAAGUGGAAUAUUCUCAUAAGCUACCUUUUGUAAGUGCCAUGUUUAUGACCUAAUCAUUCCAAGUUUUGCAUUGAUGUCUGACUGCCACUCUUUUCUUUCAAGGACAGUGUUUUUGUAGUAAAAUCACUGGUUUAUACAAAGCUUUAUUUAGGGGGUGAAGUUAAGCUGCUAAAACCCCAUGUUGGCUGCUGCUGUUGGAAUACUGUGCUUUGGGAGUAAAAAAAAAAAAAAAAAAGUUAUUUCUUUGUCUUAAAGAAUUUUAAGAAAAUGAGUUAGUCAUAAGACUUAUUCAUUUUUCCAGGGAACAUAUUGAUUGGUCUUAAAGACUAGACUAGACAGUUAAAUAAAUGGUGGCUGGAACAUCUAUUUUUCUACAAAACUGGAAAAAUGAACCCGGUUCUAAAAGAAUGUAUGACAAAAUAAAACAUGUAAAGCAGUGUUGAUUCUUUAUUGGGAAUACAUAUAUUUUAGGUCUUUAUAAAAACGUUUAUUUUACGCAGCAAAUUUUAAAUCCUAUAAGGGAGUAUAUUUGAACCUAGUGAAUUAAACUUUGUUCUUUGCAAACUUUUAAAUCAAAAGUACAAUAGUAGAUUCUUUUAAUAUUAUCUGCGGGAAAUACCAUACAUGUUUUCUAACCUUCUCUAAAAUAUAAUACCUUUCAUCAUUCUUAAGUUCUGUUACCAACUGUUAUAAAAAAUUAUUCUUCAGAGACUCAAAAGUUUUUACAUUUAUCCCAAUAUCUGAGAAAAUAGUAGCUACCAAUAAAUAAUAGUUCUUUAAAGAAUGUUCACAUUUCUAACCUCUUUUGCAGAGCCUAAUUACUCAGCAAGGGCUCAAGGUCUAUGAUAAUUUAAAUAGUCUAAUAUUGAUUGUAGCAACCAGCCAAGAAUUAUAUUCAGAUUUAUAAACAUAUUCUUAGGAAUAUGCCCAUUACAGGUUUAGGCAGUCUCUUAGAACUAAAACCCCAAAUUUAACGUUCAUAUUUAUGUCAUGGGCUCUUUGAAGUCUAUAUUUUUUUCUGUUUUUAGGGUUUUAAUUGUGUUUGAUACCUGGAUGAUAAAGGUAGCCCCGGUAAUUCUUUAUUUCUUAAAGUCAGUAUCGGUAAAAGCUCAGGGGACUACUUGAUAAGUGAAGGUUUCUUAAAAAUCAAAUUUGUUUAAGAAAUACAGUUUUGUCAGGGUAGGACCAGUUGGUCAGGCAAAAUAGCCUUAAAUAAGAAACACAAACUUCAUAAACAAGUUUUAAAUUUAGGUAAUAAUGUAAAAGCCCCAAAACGCUUUGUACGAGAUUAGAAUGUAUCUUCAAAUUCAGUUUUUAAUAAACAUGUAAAGAUUAUCUGAAUAUAAAA
This is a messenger RNA of Ailuropoda melanoleuca (giant panda), 4578 nucleotides long. RefSeq names its product programmed cell death 4 (gene PDCD4). Bases 1555 to 2964 code for a protein of 469 amino acids. The record is from RefSeq and is a predicted model, not a curated record. Gene Ontology annotation, biological process: negative regulation of DNA-templated transcription. The transcript has 12 exons. Gene Ontology annotation, cellular component: cytosol; nucleus. Lineage: Eukaryota; Metazoa; Chordata; Mammalia; Carnivora; Ursidae.